GUAUUUAGUAAAAGCAGAUGAGAACUUAGUCCAGAAGGGUUACGUCAAGCCCGGUUACUCCUUCUCAAAAAGCAAGUUCAAUACACUGGGAUUCAAACCAGCUCACGGAAACAUGUAUCUUAUCGCCUUCGACCACGAGAAUGAACUCGUCUACGCGUACAAUGAAACUCUUGGACACGUCGAGAUCUAUAUGGAAAAUGGAACGCACGUUGCCACCAAAGCUAAAUUGAACCAGAUAGCUAAAUUGAACCAGACUCUUUUUGUGAUGCGCCUUGAUUUGAAGAAUCACAUCCUGUACUGGCUCGCUAAGGAAAGCGAGACCAGCGUAUUAACAUCAGCGGUUUAUGAAUGUAGGCUGACUGAAGAGAGUUGGAUCGAACCUCUUAACAUCUCAGGCUUUUACUACGAUUUGACCAUCGACAGUGAAGGAAUUGUGUACUUGGUUGGUAAAGGGAUUGUGAGAAUUCGUCGAAUUAAUAACCAGAGCUAUGAAACGGAGCAUAUAAAGGCUGAUAAUAAUCCUCUUACUCAUGCGGACAUUGACGAUAAUGGUCUGUUGUAUUACCAGCGCCUAGAUGGCUCCAUCACAUCGGUAGACACCAAAAGAAACCAACCUACUACUCCAGUGACAUACUACCAAGGGAAGAAUGUUGAUUGCAUCAGAGUAUAUGGUGGCGUCCUGUAUUGGUAUAUACAAGGCGAUGGAAUCAUUUACACCAAAUCAUUGGAUAAGUCCACAAAUGAUGGACAAAUGGAGCUAACCCCGGGAGAGUAUAUCGUAUUUUAUAUAAUACCUGUGUCUUGAAUGUCCUUUAAGCAGGCUAAACAAAAGAAAGGUAAAUUCCAACGGCAUUUGAAAGAUAAUACUAAUUAAUAACUUCCCUUGAAACAAAAGGGUUUGGUGGGAAAAUAACGACAGUCAGUUGUCGAAUCGAAUUUAGUGAUUGCGGUCGUUUAAUCAAAUAGUCUGAUUUUCAGACCCUUGUACCGAAUGGUCGUACAUUUCGUGCUGUGCAAAGAAUCAAUCAGUUUAAUGUUGGCCAUUACAUGAAGUGGGUUAUUGAUGUAGACAAUGCUCAUGUAUAACCUUUAAAGCUCACUUUAUGUUUGUUAUUACCAAAGAAAAAAACAAGUCAGUCAGUCACCAGG
Messenger RNA from Strongylocentrotus purpuratus (purple sea urchin), 1149 nucleotides. RefSeq lists its product as uncharacterized. The transcript has 4 exons. Bases 113 to 805 code for a protein of 230 amino acids. The record is from RefSeq and is a predicted model, not a curated record. Lineage: Eukaryota; Metazoa; Echinodermata; Echinoidea; Camarodonta; Strongylocentrotidae.